UGAUAAGAAUACACUUGCUGUACGUGGUCGGCCAGAAUUGGAAAGAGUUGGACAUGAGGUACAUGCCGGCUGUACCUGCCGUUUUGGGUGAAUCAGCGUCAUUGCCGCCCGCGGACACCGCUGGUCCAUCGUGGUCCAUCGUAGGUACUGCCUCCCUGAACAUUGUAUAUGAGGUGUUGUAGCUCAACUUCUCUUCUCGAGGCCAAAAAGGAAAGACACCGAAUAUGCUCAACAAUCUAGCAUUGACCGUUUGUGCAGCGACUAUCGCAAAUGCACGCGAAAUCAGCUUCCCGCCCCUCUCUGGAUUCACAUCGGAUCAAGCGGUGAUGGGCAUCAUCAGUCCAGACAUUACUCAAGCGAAGUUCGGGGGCUUGACGACAUAUGCGAAUUUACCAUAUGUGCAUUGUUUGGCACCGGAGGGUGAAGUCGUCGAAAAGUUCGACAUUGCAAUUUUGGGUGCUCCUUUUGAUACGGGAGUGACAGCGCGACCCGGUGCACGUUUUGGGCCGAACGGUAUUCGGCGUGGUUCACAACGGAUCGGAGCGAGUAUGGGCUGGAGCAUCUACACAGGUCAGAACGCACUCGCCGAUUGGGCGAAGAUUGUAGACUGUGGAAAUGCUCCACUAACCUUCCUUGACAAUACUGUCGCCUUGCAUCAGCUCGACGAAGCGCACAAGGUGACUUCGGCAAGAAAUACCAAUUCGAGUGACUUUACUGUUCCACGCAUCGUCACACUUGGAGGUGACCACACCACUACACUUUCAGCAUUACGAUCAACCAAUGAUCACUGGGGUCCCGUUAGUGUAAUCCACUUCGAUUCCCACAUAGAUACAUGGGACCCCGAAGUGUUAGGAGGAGGCAUCUCGCAUUACGCUGGUGUAAAUCACGGAACCUUCUUGCACAUCGCUCAUGAGGAAGGAUUGAUUCGAAACACAUCUAUCCACGCUGGAAUUCGAGCUCCAGUCGUUCGUCCAAAAGGAGACUUACGCAACGAUGUCAGAUGUGGCUUCGAGAUGGUGCGGGCGCGCGACAUUGAUCGAUUGGGUGUUUCAGGCGUCAUCGAGACUUUAAAGAAGCGAGUCGUUGGAACGAAAGUCUACAUCAGCGUGGAUAUAGAUGUGUUGGAUCCGGCUUUUGCACCUGCCACUGGUACCGCUGAGGUAGGCGGCUGGACUACCCGCGAGCUGCUGUCGAUUCUCGAUGGCCUAGAGGGUCUGGAGGUUGUAGGGGCUGAUGUUGUCGAGGUUGCGCCAAUAUACGAUAAUCCAGGAGAAACAACGGUACUGGCAGCAGCAGAAGUUGUUCUCUCGCUGCUCACCUUGAUGGUGAACAAGCCUGUGCAGGCUAUCGUCUAGCUGCUGUAAUGCAGGCGUUUGCGCCCUAGUUGAUAUUGUAAAGAUAAAUCCAGUCGUAGCCGAAUGUUGAUGUGGUCGUUUAACGAAACGACACAACGAGUGUAUGUCGAUAACGUGUGCUCGAUGGUGCAAUCUGGACC
Messenger RNA from Boeremia exigua, 1495 nucleotides. RefSeq names its product arginase family-domain-containing protein. The record is from RefSeq and is a predicted model, not a curated record. Lineage: Eukaryota; Fungi; Ascomycota; Dothideomycetes; Pleosporales; Didymellaceae. The coding region runs from base 225 to 1355 and encodes 376 amino acids. Gene Ontology annotation, molecular function: metal ion binding; agmatinase activity. The transcript is spliced from 9 exons.